Messenger RNA from Oldenlandia corymbosa var. corymbosa, 423 nucleotides. NCBI's taxonomy places the organism in Eukaryota, Viridiplantae, Streptophyta, Magnoliopsida, Gentianales, Rubiaceae. The record is from the annotation of a GenBank genome assembly.
AUGCAAAAGCCGAUAGGGGUCUUCCGAGGGAUAAUUAUUGUGGCUUUUGUCGCCUCAAGUAUGGAUUUUGCUAUUUGGGAUGUAUCACCUCCUUUGAGGCCAGCCCGGAUCCGAAUUGUCCGUCCUACUGUCAGAAAGCCGAGGACAGUUGCCUUGCUGCUCAAGAUGCAAUUUGCAGUAGAGUCAGAGGAGAUAUCCCAGGAUGACAUGGAUGAUGAUAACGUUGAGGUAGUAUUUCAGGAAGAGCUGCCGCGACGGACUGUUUCAGCAACUGAUUCUUUUCUUGAAAACCCUAGUUCAGAAAAUGUCCCGAAUGAUGCUUCUUCUUUAUAUGCUGACAAGGCGCUCUUGGUUGGUGAAUUCGCGAAUGAUGGUGAUGUUGGGAGGGUGUCCAACGAUCGGGAAGAGGUCCAUGUUGAUUAG